Molecule: messenger RNA, 768 nt
Organism: Penicillium atrosanguineum
Lineage: Eukaryota; Fungi; Ascomycota; Eurotiomycetes; Eurotiales; Aspergillaceae
Product: Ulp1 protease family protein
Exons: 6
Coding region: 1-768 (255 amino acids)
Biological process (GO): proteolysis
Molecular function (GO): cysteine-type peptidase activity; deNEDDylase activity
Source: RefSeq, a predicted model, not a curated record
AUGCUUGACGGCGGGUUAGGCAAACUGCAGAAGAGGAUGAGGGGUCGGUUUGGUGAUAGUUUAAAUCCCGAUGAUGCAUUCCUGAGUUUGACACGAGAGGAUAUGCAAACCCUCAAGAACGACUGGCUCACAGAUAAUAUCAUUUCAUUCUGGGAAGAAUAUCUCGAACAUGAAUUCCUCACCAAAUACAAAUCCUCCAACAUCAUCCUCCUCCGCCCUAGCAUGUCCUUCAUGAUCCUCCAGACUCCCGAUCCCCGCACCCUCCGCGAGGCCCUCCCAGAUUUCACCAAGGCCACGCACGUCUUCCUCCCAAUAAAUGACUGUCGAAAUGUCACACAGGCCGAAGGCGGCUCGCAUUGGUCUCUACUUUUGAUCUCGAUCGUCGACCGCAUUGCGUUCCACUAUGACUCUCUAUACCAAGGAAACGUCUGGGAGGCGGAUACCGUGACUCGUAAAUUCGGAGCCCUCUUGAACAUGCCAUUCCGGUUUCUACAUUUGAAUGACUCGCCCCAGCAAGACGGGGGCAGUGAUUGUGGUGUCUUUGUCUGCAUGAACAUGCGCCACCUACUCCUGAAACGCCUCCUCAUGGCGAGCGCUCAUGAGAAGGUGAGUAUGAGUCUAGGUGGACGGAAGAUUGAUGCGAGUGCGAGUCGGAAGGAGAUGGCGAAGGUGAUUGAAGGGUUCCGGAAGGAAGGCGAGCGACGACGAUCCACAAGUCUCAGUCCGAUGGGCAAAGGCAAAUCACGAAGUCCGCCGCGUAUCGAGUAA